Molecule: messenger RNA, 7175 nt
Organism: Camelus dromedarius (Arabian camel)
Lineage: Eukaryota; Metazoa; Chordata; Mammalia; Artiodactyla; Camelidae
Gene: CCDC82
Product: coiled-coil domain containing 82
Exons: 8
Coding region: 4451-6130 (559 amino acids)
Cellular component (GO): nucleus
Source: RefSeq, a predicted model, not a curated record
CAUGAAAAUGACUCUGGGGUUAACUCCCGAGAGGAUCUGUUCCUUCCUCGGCCAUCCAUCCCUGCUGAAUUUAGCGAACCACCUUCAGUGUUACAGAUUUUAAUGAAUGCUGUAGUUGUCCAGGAUGCCAAGCUGUCAGGAGCCACUCCAUGCGAAUUGUGGAGUACUAAACCUUGAUUCUAAGUGGGGGACGUUGGCUUUCCUCUCUUUAUAUUAUUGUUCCUUCAUAUUUUCCUAUUCCCUAUUUCUGUCGUGUUGUGCUGCCCUGUUUACCAGCCAAUGGAAGAACUAUGAUAAAUUGAUUCACAGCAUUGUGAUAAGAGCAUAAAAAGAAUCAUAUUCUGUAGCCCUUAAAUCAUGUGUUAUGCUGCCUUGUUUUGGUGUCCCUAGUAAUUUCAUCAGAUUGUGAGCUCCUUGGGAGCAGAGACUGUGUUGCUGAUUUCUUCUAGUAACGCCACAGCUCUGAGCAUGUGCUGGCGUAGUAUACAUUCAAUGACUAUUUCUUUGGUUAAUUAAGAUUUCCUCUCCAAACUGACAUGUAAAAGGAAACAUCAAGAGGAGUAAUGUUUUACAAAUAGGAUGCAUCCCUUCUGGUGGAAUUUCAAGUAAUGGCUGGGUUUCCACUGCCCUUCAAAUUUUUAAGUGUAAAGUACCACCUACAUUGUUUAUGGGGCAAGCCCACGAUUCCUAGAAUGAAUCCUUUCUUGAGGAUGAAUUAACCUCAAAGUCUAGAAUAAAGGCUGUUUCUUCUGAUGGAAAAUUCAGGCGUCACCAGAGUACCCUUUUUAGUUGUAGAGUUAGUGUGUUAGAGAAAGAGCACAAGCCCAAUGGAUUGUCGCCUUUAUAUUCUUUCCCAGACAAGGUAGCUGUGUAUGUGCGUCGUACAUGAUUUUCACCAUAAAGCACAAAAAUGUGAUGGUAUUGAUCAUCUUCAUUCACCUAUUUAACGCUUUUUGUUUGGAAUCUGUGUUUUUCUCUUUACCUAAAGGUAAGGUAUCAUUAGAGAAGCUUAAUUAAACUCUCAUUUAAAAAAAUUGAGUGUAUGAUAAGCUUAAAUAGGAAUUUCGCUCAUUUGCAUGGAUUCUUUUCUGAGUGAAUUCCAACGCUAGAGAGCUGUCUUAUCCAUCACCCUAGCUUUACCUUCUCAUUUGUCUCCUCUGGUUCAGUUCAUGCUCCUUUGCCAUCUGUUAUCCUUCCCUCCCCAGGUCACAUAGUAAAAGUAUCCACAAUUUAAAAAGAGGAGCCAACCAUAUUCAAAUUAUCUUAUUUUUUCAAUGACAGAGUUUUGACAUUAUUGAUAUAAACAGCAAUUUUGAAAUAUGAGAGAGACCCUGGAAAUCUGGCAGUUGGUCAAAUGAAACCUGAUUUGUUUAAAUUAAAUUUGCCUCCUCAAAUGUUCAGUACUGCAGUUUCCAAAAUAAAUUUUUUCUCAUCAGAGACUGCCUUUUCUUUGAAAUGUUUACUUUUCAACUCAAUGGAGAAAUCCUUAAAUUUUGUAAUCACUGUCAUCAGUAAGGUGGUAGAGGGAAGUCUGCAAAUUUUCAUCUCCUGUACACAUUCUCUUCUUGCCAAUGGAUAAAUUAUUUCCAGAAGUUUCUGGCCUAACUCAUGUGCACUAAAAUUCAGUUACAAAAUUUAAAAAGUAUAUUUGUAAACUCUUAAACUAUUUUAAUGAUUAUUUUCUGAAACUAAAAUUUAGCAUGAAUGAGAGAUAAAAUAAUGACUUUUUUAAAGACGUUAAUUUUUCCUACCCUGUACAAAUAUAAUGAAGGCAGCGGUGAUUGUGUAGCACUGGACCAGGAAUCAGGACACCUGGUUUCUAAUCCCUGCUCUGUCACUAAUGAGCUGUGUGAUCUUCAGUAAGUGAUUUAAACUCUGUGUCCUUGGCUUUGAUUUUUAUAAAUGAAGAGAGAGAAUAUCUUCCUUCUAGGAUCAUUGUCAGGAUUUUAAAAUACAUUUGAAAAUUUGAAAUUUAAAAAGGCACUGAAAGUUUGAAAAUACACUGAAAGUUACUAUACAUAUGUAGAUUUUUAAUAGUCUAACUCUGUGCAGUCACAGGUAUUUGCAUAGUGUGACAUUCUUAAUCAUUUCUACCAUUGUGGUAGGAAUUGCCUAUUGAUAUGAUAAAUAACUGUCUUUUGCACAUGGUGCAGUUUUGUAAGAUGAUCAUUCAGUAUGUAUCAAACUAAUAAAAUCAUCUUUCACUUUAAUGUCCCUGCUGUCCAUACUUUAGUGUAUCUACUGAAGCCAUAUUUGUCAUUUGUUUUCAUAAACAUCUUUUUCAUUAUUUCCCCCAAUUCAGGCAUUUAUUUAAAAACCUUACCUUACAGUAUGAAGCAUGGGCACAGUUAACUUAUGCAAAUUUAUAACUACGUGUGCUUUAAAAAUACUUCUUUGUGAUACAUGGCUUCAAAAUAUAGUGAUCCUAGUUUAUCUGGUGCUUAAUAAAAAGAAAAAAAAACCAGCAAUAAUCUGUUUAAAACCUGGAAGAGAAACUGAGUGGACAUAUUUUGAAGCAAUAUGGUGUAUAAAAAACCAUUCUUUGAAAAGUAACAUAGAGAUCUUAAAAAAGUAAUUUUGACUACACAGUUUUAUUCUUAGCUGAUUUUAAUAUAAACAAACCUUCUGUAAGAUAGAACCUAAGUGAAACUACAAAUAGCAGAAUAUCUGGUCUAUGGACUAGGAUUUGUUAGAUUCCUGUUAACAAUAUUGAAUAUAUCUUGUAGCAGUUACUGUCAUAAGGUCGCCUACAUUAUAGUUUCUGGUGUAUAAUCUUAACAACUGUUGUUGUUCUGAUUUUAUAUGAGUUAAUAUUAUAGUAGCAUUCACAUUACCGUAUAAACAUAACAGAAGCAUACAAUCAAAUGGGUAGUAUCUCCCCAUCACCAAAAAAAAGUAAUCAUGUUGGGAAGCCGUAAACUUACUUCAGUAAUACUGCCAUGGGUCAAAAAAAUUUUGGCAUUCUGUUUUUGGAAUUAUGAUCAGAGUUUGCAGCACAUUUGAAAAAUAUCUUUAAUGGAAGUUAAUCUUCAUCUUUUGAAACUGUAUUUCAUUUCUGGAAGCAGCUAACAGUCCCUUAUAACUAAGACAAGUGAAUAAAAUGGAUAUUUAAACCUCUCUUUGGGAUAAUGAAAUGUGAUUAUUUUCAUAUUUUUGAUACUGUGGUUUAUAAAAAAUGUUCAUAUUAUUCUGUGCCAUUGUGGAAAUCCUGGAACAAUCACCCUCAUAAGAUGAUUUCUUUGAAGGAGAGAGAGAGCACUCAGUUGAAUACAUACGUUCUUAGGUGCCCAUUAUGAGGUCAGUCUCAAGACAUUGUGAUCAUAUUUCUGUUCUCCUUAGUCACCACAGAAGUACAUGUGUGUUAGUGUUUUUCUAGUUAUCUUAUCUCUGUUCACUGUACUGUGUACUUGUGAUAAUUUUGAUGGAGUUCACCCUUUUCUGAAUCAGGAACUUAGAGCAUUUGUUUUCCUUCCUAGUACCAUACUCUGCUUCGUCAUGAAACUUUUGUUUUUUCACCUCACUGUCUUAGUGGAUUGUAGUAAAUUUUCUGUUGGAUUAGAUUGUGUCUUUAACUUUGAAUGGUUUAAAGCCAUUGCCAUUUUACUAAAAUAUAUAGAGGCUGCAAUCUUAGUGGACAAGUUAUCUCUCAGUUUUGCACCGUUGUCUUUUUUUUUUAAUGUCAAUGACUACUUUAUAACUUCUUUCAUAUAAAUGAUCUUUAUGUUGUAAUUCAUAUCAUUUCUCUGUUCAGAAUCCUCCUUUGCUGUUGGGAGGAAUCAUUCUGGUUAUUCCACCAAAAUUUUCUAUAUGUGUCACUUUUUUUUCCCAGCAUAAAGUGUUUUUUCACACCUUGUUGGUCACAUCUAUUUACUAAACAUACCAUGUUGUUUCUCAGUGCCAAAGUUUUGACUUUACUGUUUUUUCCUGCCUGAAAUCUCUUUUUCUUUCACUCUUUCUGUUUGAAUAUAACCAAUUCUUCAGAGGUCUGUCAGAUCAUAUCUGUUUAAUAAAAUCAUUAGUGAAACACUUGUCGUCCUGGUCUUCCUGCAUCUUUACACUUUUAUCACAGUUAUUUUGAUCACUCAUUUGGUCAUGAAAUGAAUACUACCUUACAUUUUUCUUAAUUACUAUAUGUUUUUAUGUUUUAGUUCUACGCGUGGAUAGUAAUCUUCUGAGGAACAGGACCAUAGUUUUUGUAUGACCCUCUUUCGGUGCAACAUACAGCAUAAUUCAGAAUAGAUGUUCAUAUAGUUAUUUCAUAAAUAUCAAUAAACUAUUUGUUGAUAAGUGUUCUACCAUCUUUACUCAGAUAUUUCAUGUGAUUUUACCUUUGUGAACCAUCUUAUAAUACCAAAUAAAUAUAGUUUGAACCAUAAAUGCAUUCACUGUUGUAAUCUGGUUGUCAUUAUUAUGUUCCUAAUAACUUUAUUUUGUAGAAGCUUAAGUGAAAAUGGUACACGUUAGAAGACAUGAAACAAGGAAAAAUUCUAAAACUCAAGAGCGUGAACAGAAAUCUCGAGUUGACUGGAGGCGGACUAGAAGAAGUAAUCUCUCACAAUUGUGUGAUAGUGAUGAUGAGCUUGAGAGCGAUGAGCUCAUGAGUGAUGAAAGUGUAGAUGGUGAUGAGAGUGCUGACAGUGAUGAAGACCCUGAUGCUAACAAGGGGCUUGAUAGUAAUAAAAAGCCAGCAGAUGAAAGCAAGCUUAACUCAAUUAAAGUCGCAAGCGAAGAAAACAACAGUAAGCAUCUCAUUAACACCAGCAACAGUUCAACAUAUGAAGAAGAAAAGAACAAAAUCAAACAUGGGAACAUUGACUUACCAGAUCGGGAAAUGCAUUUAAGUCAAGAGGAGGGUGAUCUCAACAAACACACUGGACAAAUAAUAGAGGAGGAUUUGGAAGAAGAACACAUCAAGCGAGGGAAGAGAAAAAGGGUCUCCUCUGUGAUGUAUGACAGUGAUGAGAGUGACGACAGUGACAUCCUAGUUAGAAAAGUGGGCAUUAAACGUCCGCGUAGGGUGGUUGAAGAUGAAUCUUCUUCUGUGGAGAUGGAGCAAAAAAAGCCUGAAAAAUCCUCAGCCACAAAAAAGCAAGAGCAGCUCCAGAAACUCAAAGAACUCUCAAAACAAAGAUCUCGUCAGAGACGCAAUAGUAGUAGAGAUUUUGAGGACUCCGAAAAGGAAUCCUGCACAAGCAGCGAUGAAAAUGAUGAUGAAGAAGAGGAGGAGGAUUAUGAAGAUGAUGAAGAUGGAGAUGAUUACAUUAUUGAUGACUUUGUAGUGCAAGAUGAGGAGGGCGAUGAAGAGAAUGAAAGCCAACGAGGAGAAAAAUUGACUACAUCACAGCUGAAAUUAGUAAAACAGAAUUCUCUUUGUGCCCAGAGCAGGGACAGAUGUUCUGUGCUGACCAUUUGGAUCAAGAAGGGGUCAUGUUUGAUAGAGAACAUUUCCACAACCAUAGCCAACCUCGACCCAAGAGCAAUGGGAAAUAAUUCUUUUAGUGACCACUAUACUCACUUUGAAAGAGUUGUGAAGGCUCUUCUGAUCAAUGCUUUAGAUGAAUCUUUUCUGGGAACAUUAUAUGAUGGCACCAGGCAAAAGUCAUACGCACAAGAUAUGUUGACGUCUCUUCACUAUUUGGAUGAUCGCUUUGUUCAGCCUCGUCUAGAGAGCUUAGUUUCUAGAAGUCGUUGGAAAGAGCAAUAUAAGGAGCGGGUAGAAAAUUAUUCUAAUGUGAGUAUUCAUCUGAAGAAUCCUGAGAACUGUUCCUGCCAGGCUUGUGGACUGCAUCGCCACUGUAAAUAUUCAGUGCAUCUGUCAGGAAAGUUGUAUAACACCAGGACUAUGGAAACAGAUGACUUCAUGUCACAUGAUAAGCAGGUGUUUACUGUGGGCAGAAUUUGUGCUGAUCGUACCAGAAUUUAUCAUAAACUGAAACAUUUUAAAUUCAAGCUGUACCAGGAAUGUUGCUCCAUUGCAAAGACAGAAGAAGUGGAGGAUGAACAAGUUAAAGAAACAGUGGAAAGAAUUUUCAAUCAGUCAAAGGAAAGUGGCUGGAUUGAGGAGAAAUAUGGUCAACUUCAAGAAUAUCUCAAUUUUGCGGAUUACUUUCAAGAUGAGAAGUUUGACUGAAUUGUAACACAUUUCCUUCAGAGAAGAUUUUAUAAAUUCCUGUAAAUGUGAAGAUCAUGAGUCUUAUUUCUCUGUAUCAUGUGACAUAUUUGUAUAUUUUAUGUAUAUCUUCAUGGCAAAAUAUCUUGUGUGUAACAUAUGUUCAUCGGAAUUUCCAUGAGACGGCACUCUACCGUUUAAUAAAGCUUUUAUCUGCUGUACAUAGGAAACAUAAGCUUAAUAAUUUUUAAUUAAGUGUAUUUUAAAGUUAUAUAACAAUGCCUUUAUAACAGAUGACUAUCAAGUGAAUAAGCUGUUUAUGUCCUGUCAGUUUAGUAGAAAAACACUGUAUUUAAAUGUAUUUAGACUAACAUCUCUGUGUAUUUACUGCUGCAUCCCUGCCCAGAGCUGUUUAUUACCCUUUUGCAGUGUUAAACGAUCUUCACGAAUAUAUUUUUUACUACUAUCAUUAUCUAAAUCAGUGGGCCAUGGAAGAAACCUCAGUGUUUCAUACAGUUCAGUUCCCUUGCCUCAGAAUCAAACUGUUAGUUUACCCAUUCGAAGUAGAGGAGUGUUUUUUGUUUUUUGUUUUUUUUUCUUUUCUGAAGUUCCCCUUACAAAUAGAUUUCAGGUCUGCAGAGUCUUCCAACCCUCACAUUCAGGAAUAAUUUCAUGACAUGUAUUUUCAUGCUUCAUAAUGUUCUUUCUUUUUUCUAUCCAAUUUUGUCUGUGUUAAUAAUUAAGAUGUAUUUUAUUUAUUUUUAUCCAGAACUUUUCCCAUAGAAGUAUUUGUUAGGAUUAGAAGAUCUCAAAGAGACAAAUUCAGCCAAAAAUAGUUUAAAAGCGUAUUUUGGCAUCUGCAUUGCUUUGCACCUCUAAAUUUUCCCGUAACAUAAUAAAAGUAAAAUGGCUUUGGAGUGAUCCAAUGGACCUUGUCUAUUCUGUAUCUUUAAUUCUUAAAAAUGGUGUUCUAGUGGUAUCUAUUUUCCGGUGGAAUUUUAGGUACUUGUUUCUUACUUCAAGUUUUGGUUGAACCUGGCAUCCCCUAUUAUGGGGUUCACGGCAU